AUGUGGUCGCCGUGGACCAGCCGGAAGCCAGCACCCGGGCGGCUCACGCAGUCAACGUCCUUCUCCUCAUCCGUCACUUCAUCGUCCAAGGACCACAAUGGCAUCGUCGCCGUCCUCGACGACGACGCGCCGCCCGCGGGCGCCGGCGGCUCGGGCAAGAUCGUCCUCCACCGCGUGCGGUCGUCGAACAAGCUGCGGGCGUGCAAGUCGUUCGCGGCGGCGUCGGAUGCCGCCGCGGCGUCGGUAGCGGGCGAGCGGCGCGUCGUGCUCUACUUCACCUCCCUCCGCGCCGUGCGGCCCACGUUCGAGGCCUGCCGCGACGUCCGAGCCAUCCUGCGCGGCCUCCGCGUCGGCGUCGACGAGCGGGACGUGUCCAUGGACGCGGCGUUCCUCGGCGAGCUCCGCGCGCUGAUGCGGCGGGACCGGCCGGCGCUGCCGCAGCUCUUCGUCGCCGGCCGCCUCGUCGGCGACGCGGACGACGUGCGCGCCCUGCACGAGAGCGGGGAGCUCCGGCGCGUCGUGGCCGGGGCGCCGCUGCUGCCACCCACGCCGUGCGCGUCCUGCGGCGGCUCGCGCUUCUCCCCGUGCGGCGCCUGCGGCGGCAGCCAUCGCCGGUUCAGCGAGAAGACCGGGGGAUUCCGCGUCUGCACGGCGUGCAACGAGAACGGCCUCGUCCGGUGUACUGCAUGCUGCUCCGGCGGUUGA
Molecule: messenger RNA, 705 nt
Organism: Lolium rigidum
Lineage: Eukaryota; Viridiplantae; Streptophyta; Magnoliopsida; Poales; Poaceae
Exons: 1
Coding region: 1-705 (234 amino acids)
Source: RefSeq, a predicted model, not a curated record